Magallana angulata is the source of this 2337-nucleotide messenger RNA. RefSeq names its product piggyBac transposable element-derived protein 2-like. The record is from RefSeq and is a predicted model, not a curated record. The coding region runs from base 301 to 2037 and encodes 578 amino acids. The transcript has a single exon. Lineage: Eukaryota; Metazoa; Mollusca; Bivalvia; Ostreida; Ostreidae.
CAUUCAGCCCCACUGACGAGUAUUCUCGUCAUAUUUAUGAUGCGUUAUUUAGCCGCUGACGAGUAUAGUCGUCUGGGUUUUCCCCGGCAAUAUGGCCGAUGACGACUAUACUCGUCGUUUUACCUGUAUGUUAAACAAGCAGUGAUUGGUCGAAACUAGAGGAUUUCACGUACACACGGUUAUACCAACCAAUGAAAUACAUGUUUAAAUGUCUUUGUGUGAAGUGUUCUUUAUUUAGAUGCGAUAUAAAUAGCUGUAAACAAAGGAAUUCGGCACAUGUGUUAAAUUUAUCGAUCGAAAAUGGCGGACGUAUUGCGGGAAAUAUUACAAGACGAUAGCGGCGAAGAAUUUGAGGGUUUUGAAUUGGAAGAUGUAGAAAAAGCAGAUAAUACUUAUGUCUAUCAUCUGCUUGCGUUAGAUGAUGCCGUAGAACAAGGAUCAGACCUCGAAGUGUCCGAUAUUGAAUCGGAAUCAGACCGCGAGUCAGAAACUGAAAGUAGUGACGAUGACGAUAUCGUGCUCGCAGAUUACAAUCGUUGGACAGAGAAUUUACGGGACAUUAAUGUUCCUGCAUUCAAUGGACCACAGCCUGGACCUACACAAACACUCGAAGCGGAUAAAAAUGAAAUAGAUUUCUUAAAUUUAUUGUUUCCUGAGGAGUUAUACUCGAAGAUAUCCGAGGAAACAAACUCUUAUGCUCAACUCUGCAUCAGGGCUAAAGCAAAUCCUGGAUGGUACGACACAACCCCUGAGGAAAUACGUGCUUUUCUUGGAUGUUUAGUCGUAAUGGGGAUUAUAAGUGCACCUGCACAAGAUCUCUAUUGGUCAAAGGACAAACUGUUUCAUUUAUCAUGUAUUGAAGAAAGGUUCACAAGAACAAGAUUCGAAAAUAUUCAGAGGUAUUUUCACGUGGCCGACACCACACAAAAUCCACCAAGGAACCAGCCUGGGCAUGACAAACUUGUUCAUGUACGUACAAUAAUGGAAACCAUCAGAGAAAAUUUCAAACAACAAUACAAUGCGCACAAAGAGGUUUCCAUUGACGAGGCCAUGAUUGGAUUCUCAGGCCGGCUUGGUUUCAAGCAGUAUGUUCCACUGAAACCUACCAAGCGUGGAAUAAAAGUGUGGGUUCGUGCUGAUCCAUACAAUGGAUUUAUGAACGACUUUCAAGUCUACACUGGAAAGGAAGGAAAUGUUCCAGAGGCUAACUUAGGUGGCAGAGUUGUCCUGGACCUGAUGGACUCUGUUUUGAAUCUCGGACAUCAUGUGUAUUGUGACAGUUUUUUCUCGUCCCCCGAUCUGUUUUUGAAGCUUUUGGAUGAAGGAACCGUUGCGUGUGGCACAGUAAAACCAAACAGGAAAGGAUUGCCAAAGGACUUGGACAAAAUUAAAUUAAAAAACCAAGGAGACCACAUCAUCAAACAGAAGGCAAACCUUGUGGUGAGUGUAUGGAGGGACAAGAGGAAACUGACAAUCCUGUCAACUAACACCAAUCAGAGUGACCAAGAGGUACAGAGAAAACAGAAAGAUGGGACCGUGAAGAAUGUAACGUGUCCAAUGUCAGUCAAGCUUUACAAUGCUUACAUGAAUGGUGUAGACCAUGCUGAUCAGCUUAGGUCCACAUACAACAUCGCAAGGAAAAGCCUAAAGUGGUGGAAGUACCUGUUCCUUUUCCUGUACGAUGUGUGUAUUGUAAAUGCAUUCAUCUUGAUGCGCGAGUCCCCAAAUCAUAGCUUGAGGACCAAAAACAACAGGGUGAGGACCAGAACUCAACUGGAGUUCAGAAUGAAGCUAGCCCAUCAGCUGAUUGGACUUUUUUCUAUGAAAAGGAAAAGGAAAUCCGAGUUCAAUGUUGAGCAUGUGAUGGAACAUCACUGGCCAAGCACCAUGCCGAAGAAGAGGAGGUGUAAACAAUGCACAAAAUCUGGUGUUAGACGAGAACCAUUGAGUGGAUGUUCCCAGUGUGAUGUGAACCUAUGCAAUGACUGCUUCAAACCAUUCCAUUUGGAAAACUUUCCAGACAUUUAUGGACAAUAAACAUAGAAAUAUCAUUGUUUAUUAUGAUUUUGAGAAGUGUUUCCUUUUGUUUUUCUUUAUGGAAAUAAACAAUUUUUAAGGUAUGGUAAUAAAAGUUAUAUCUUUAGAAUCUGCAUUUAUUCUUCUUUGUUCCCUGAAAAUAUGAAAAACAGAUGUGAAUAAUUAAUGAAGCAGUGGCUGUUUAUCUAUUGUCUGCUGACCGCUCAUCAGCAGCAGGGAUUCUGAUAAGAAUUUGCCUGGGGCACACGCUGCAAAACACUGCUGGGGCUUAUCUCAGAUAAGGCGGCUGGGGCUGAAUGA